GGGCACAGCACUGAGGUGUGCCCUCCCCAGUGCCAGGGCAGGGCACAGCACUUAGGUGUGCCCUCCCCAGUGCCAGGGCAGGGCACAGUGCCCUCCCUGUUCCUGCUGCCCCUGCACUCCUGACCCGGGCCAGGUGGCACUGCCCUUCUUGGCCACCAGGGCUCCUGUCCUUGGCCACCAGGUCCCCUCCUGCCUGGGCCUCUCCCGCCCCCCCAGUUGCUGCUGCCCUCCACCCUGAGCCUCCCCUGGCCCGGCCUGAGCUGCUCCCUCUCCCCCUGUGCUGUGAAUCCCUCCAGAAUCAGACUGAGAGAGCUUUACCAUCCCUCUCAACCCAAGCCAUUCCCUGAUUUUGUAAUGGUUCCGUGAUUCACAGAGGAAUAAUGGGGGAGAAAUCCUUAAAUGUCACAGCUGGGUGGAAAAAUUUGUCAUGCAAAUUUUUAGGAAAACCUUGGGAGUAUCAAAGCUCUUGCGGUGCUGUGGGGCACUUCUAAAGCCCAAAGCUUUUUUCCUGUUUUAGAUUUAAUUUAACCUGUUGUGUGUGUGCAUCCUGUGUUAUUUUUGAGUCCCUGGAUUCCAUGCAUCCAGCAGCUGUUUUUAACUGCUCCUUCUUCCUUUUAUUUUUUUUUUUUUUUGACUGAUGUUCCUGGCAGGUGAAUUUUGAAAUGUUCUUCCAUGUGUGGAGCAGCUGUCUUGCAGAUGAUUUUUCAAACAGAUCAAUUGUUUUGGUCAACAUCUGGAGGACAGGAAAAAAGGGAGAGAAGAGAGAGAAGGGAAAAAUAAUGGGGUUUUUUGUUUGUUUCUAAUUGUCAGAUUGGUUUGUGUGUUUCUCUUGGAAUUUCUGUUCCUGGGGGACACAAAGAAUCCAUAAGGAAGGGGUAACAAAACACCUCCACCCUUUAUUUUGUAAAUACCUUUCCUGCAGACUGGAGCCCAGAAUGUUUCAGCUGAGCCUGGUCCAAACUGAUACAGAGGAGGAGGAAAAAGGAGAGGAAAAAUUGAAACACCAGAACUAAUUUCAUGUCUGGUUUGGAAUUCUGCUGCUGAGUGUCCACAGGAGGUGGAGGAGAGGUUCAGGGAAGGCAGCUGGGAAGGGAAGGCUGUUCCCAGAGAGGGUUUGGGGUGUGAGGUGAGCAAAGGGAUUGGGAUGGCACCUGGGGAGCCCUCAGGAUUGGGAACAGAACAGAGUCAGGUGUUUUGUGGAUGGGUGGGUUUGUUUGAUACGGCUGUGGGGUGGUUUGGGCUGGAAGGGACCUUAAAGAUCUCUGAUUCCAACCCCUGUGUGGGCAGGGGGCCACCUUUGGUGCCAGGCUUGGUCACUGGGGUGCCACCCUUGGUGCCAGGCUUUGUCACCGGAGGUGCCACCCUUGGUGCCAGGCUUUGUCAGCGGGGGGGCCAUCCUUGGUGCCAGGCUCUGUCACCGGGGGUGCCACCCUUGGUGCCAGGCUUGGUCAGCGGGGGGGCCAUCCUUGGUGCCAGGCUCUGUCACCGGGGGUGUCACCCUUGGUGCCAGGCUUGGUCAGCGGGGGUGCCACCCUUGGUGCUAGGCUGGGUCAGCGGGGGUGCCACCUGUGGUGCCAGGCUUGGUCACCAGGGGUGCUGCCCUUGGUGCCAGGCUCUGUCACUGGGGUGCCGCCCUUGGUGCCAUGCUUGGUCACCGGGGUGCCACCCGUUCUGCCAGGCUCUGUCACCGGGGUGCCACCAUGGUGCCAGGCUCUGUCCCCGCUGCCAGUGUCAGUGGUGGCAGCAGAGCUCAGUCGCAGGGGUUAAAUCAGAGCAGAGUUCUCCCUGCAGCCAUUGCCAGCAUGUCCCAUGGGACUGUGCCACCCCAGUGCAGCAGAUCCUGGCACACAGGGCAGGCUGUGUCCUGGUGGCACCCGAGAGGGGCUGGGCAGCGCUGCCCGUGGAGCAGGGCUGUGCAGGGAGCCAGGGGAAGGGUCUGGAGAGGGGGGCACAUCCCUCACUGCAGCAGCUCCCAGAGGAGCCACAAGGCUCCUUGGAAAUGCAAACAGAGCCCCGAGCUCCCAGGGCUGAGUGUCCCCUUGGGUGGUGCCUGGGGAGGCUGCCUGGAACAGAGGGGACAGAGUUAAAGGGAUAAAAUAGAGAUUUGUUAAAGGCCUUCAGUAGGUGCAGAGGCUGGGCAGUGCCAAUGUGAUAAAGCAGGGGUUUAUCAAAGGCCUUCACAGGACACACCUUGGGCAGGGCAAGAGCCCAGCCAGGGCUACACCCAAGAUGGACUCUGAGCCUGAGUUUUCUCACUUUUAUAAGUUCUGGUCCAUUUCCAUACUGGGGUCAAUUGUCCAGUUCCAGCUCCAGGUUCUGUCCCAUCCUCCCAGACUGCUCUCCUCAAUUCCCUGCUGUUUGCACUUUUUGGGCCUGAGGCUGCCCAAAACCUGAGGGGCUGGACAAGGAUUGCUCUGUGUGACUGAGCUGUGAGGAGAACUUGCUGGCACUUGAUAUGAAGUUCAGAGUCACUAAUGCAGUGCAGAAUCUGGAAAAUAGGAAAUAUAAAACUGGAGGCAUCAUGGGGAGCUGUGGCUGCAGUGGAUUUUGGGGAGCUGUGUCUGGUUUGGGGAGCCGUGUGUGCUCUGGGUUUUGGGGAGCUGUGUCUGGUUUGGGGAGCCGUGUGUGCUCUGGGUUUUGGGGAGCUGUGUCUGGUUUGGGGAGCCGUGUGUGCUCUGGGUUUUGGGGAGCUGUGUCAGGUUUGGGGAGCCGUGUGUGCUCCUGGGUUUUGGGGGCUGUGUCAGGUUUGGGGAGCUGUGUGUGCUCUGGGUUUUGGGGAGCUGUGUCAGGUUUGGGGAGCCGUGUGUGCUCCUGGGUUUUGGGGAGCCGUGUCAGGUUUGGGGAGCCGUAUGUGCUCUGGGUUUUGGGGAGCUGUGUCAGGUUUGGGGAGCCGUGUGUGCUCCUGGGUUUUGGGGAGCCGUGUCAGGUUUGGGGAGCCGUGUGUGCUCUGGGUUUUGGGGAGCUGUGUCAGGUUUGGGGAGCCGUGUGUGCUCCUGGGUUUUGGGGGCCGUGUCAGGUUUGGGGAGCUGUGUGUGCUCCUGGGUUUUGGGGGCCGUGUCAGGUUUGGGGAGCCGUGUGUGCUCUGGAUUUUGGGGAGCUGUGUCUGGUUUGGGGAGCCGUGUGUGCUCUGGGUUUUGGGGAGCUGUGUCUGGUUUGGGGAGCCGUGUGUGCUCUGGGUUUUGGGGGCCGUGUCAGGUUUGGGGAGCCGUGUGUGCUCUGGGUUUUGGGGAGCUGUGUCAGGUUUGGGGAGCCGUGUGUGCUCCUGGGUUUUGGGCAGCUGCUCCUGUGGGUACAGAGCAGACAGGAGCAGACAAAGGCAGGACACUGAAGGGAGCCCCGAGGUGUUUUGGGGAGAAGGCCCAGCUGCAGAUCGGGGCUUGCACAGGCACACGGCUUUGGAGAGCUCCAGGGGCCUCCAGAUGGGCAGAUAGGGAAGAGCUGGGAGCUGGAGCUGGCUGCUGAUCCCAGGAGAAGCAGCAAACCAGAGCUGGUUGAUGCCUGUGUGAAGGGAGCUGCUCCAGGGACGUGUCUGGGGUGGUUCAUUCUUCAUCAGCAACAAGCACAGAAGGGCUGCAUGUCAGUUCCUGACAGAAGGAGAAAAACACUUCAGUUCCUGCUUUCCUGGCUCGUUCCUGGCCUCAGACUCAGCAAUGAAGGGUUUGGUGGACUCGUGGCAAAGUGGAGCUGUUGUGGUCCGGGCUUCACCAGCCCAAAUCUCACCCAAACAGCAGAGGGAAAAGCCAGGAGACACCAACUCUGAUAGUUCAGGAAGGGUCUUGGAUGCACUCCUCAGCACAGAAACCUCCCCAGGCUGGGUUCCCAGAGGGGUCUGGGCUCUGCAUCCCUGGCAGUGCCCAGGCCAGGCUGGACACUGGGGCUGGAGCAGCCUGGGACAGUGGGAGGUGUCCCUGCCAUGGCAGGGGUGGCACUGAGGGGCUCUGGGGUCCCUUCCAGCACAGGGAUCCGCUCAUCUGUGGCGUGGAAGGGGCGUUAGAAGCAGGGAAAUGAGGAACAGAAAAUCCUCCUGUGCCUGGCCGGGGCUGGGUGUGGUUUUAGGAUGAUCGGGGCAAAUCCCCCCAGCUCUGCCUGUGCCCUCCUCAUUCCCAAGCCCAGGCAGUGCUUGCGCUGUGCUGUUUGAAGAUCAUUGCAAUUCCAGGAGAGAUGAAAUCACCAUCCACUCAAUGUUCCAGGAGAGCUUUUUGUCUGGCAUCUCCCUCUUAACUCCCGAAACGCUCCCUGCUGGAUUAGUCCCUGCUCCAGAUCUGUUUCCUGCCUGGUUUCUCUGCCUGGACACCAGCCAGCCAUUCCCACACCCAAACUCUUCCAGCAUCCCCUGUAAACCCUGCUCCAGUGCAAUCCCAGGGAUUCAUUUCCGGACAUCUGAGGGGUUCGGGGGAAGGGGGAAUGGAUCCUGAGAGGAUGGGAAGAGCACUUGGGUGUGGAGAGAGUUUGCUCCCAGCUGUGCUCACGCUGUUCCAGGAUAUCUUUUGAGCUUUUCAAAGGGAACAGCCCCCAGAUGAAGAAAGGGUUUUUAGUUCCUUCUAAACCAGUUAUUUUUUUGUCUCAAAUAAAAUCGGCGAUGACUCAAACACCCAUAAAAGUGUCUGGCAGAAUUCUCGGGCUCUGAAGUUCCGCAGUGCAUUGCUUGUAAAUGUCAUUUUUUUGUGGGAGCCUCUUCAAGUGGAGUCGGGUUCUUUGAGACGGGGCAGAGCCUCUGAGAUGCACUUUGCAGCACUGACUGAAGAAUUAUUUUGGCUGAUUUCAGGAAAGGAUCCUGCACGAGGCUUGGCUUAUCUGCUCACCACAGCAGAGAGCUGUUGGGUAACUCUGAGUGCCAAGAACUUUCUGUGCUUUGCUUUUCAUUCUUUUUUUUUUUUUUUUAAUUUUUAAUAUAAAUAAGCUGAAACAUUUUUUGGUUUCUCUGCAGCAGAAUGACCACAGAUGAGUCACGGGGCUGCCUGAACAUGUAAAGCAUUUUCAGUGCUCCUUGUGAUGCAUUUCUGGGUGUCUCACCUGACUCUGAUCUGCUGAGACAGUGAUUCCAGAGCCCGAGGAAGCUGCUGCUUGGGUCAGGCCCUGUGAAAAGUCCAACCAAAAGCUGGUUUGGAGCUGGAGCUGGGAUUGUGAUGCUCUGCCUGAUUCAUCGAGUCAUUUUGGGUGGGAUUUUUACAUUCCCUAGCUCGGGUUGCUUGAGGAAAGCUGAGUAGGUGUGUGCAGAGACCUGCGGAGCUUCCUGGCCGAAGCCCAGCCCAGACAAAGCUCUCCUUGUUCCCGGGGCCUGGCGCUGCUUUCCCUGCUGUUUGUUUGUUCUCUUGUCCUGCCCUCUGUUGUGUCUGUCAGCAGCGGGGGUGCUGCUGGGGGCUGUGGUUAAAGGGACACUUCAGUCCUGCAGCUCUGCCCCAGCCUCCAGAUGGGCAGGUCAGGUGUCCCCAGCCAGCUGGGAAACCCAGAGCCCUUGGAAACACCGGGAAUUUUGGCCUUUAUCCAGCAGGGGGAAGGUGUUGGGGGUUGUACCCACCACAGAUCCUGGGAUGGUUGGGUGGGAAGGACCCUAAAGUCCCUGCAGUGCCCCCCUGCCAUGGCAGGGACACCUCCCAGUGUCCCAGGCUGCUCCAGCCCCAGUGCCCAGCCUGGCCUUGGCACUGCCAGGGAUCCAGGGGCACCACAGCUACUCUGGGAAUUCCAUCCCCACCCUCCCAGCCAGGAGUUCCUUCCCAAAAUCCCACCCAGAUCUCCUCCAGUCUGAAGCCAUUCCCUGUGUCCUGUCCCUCCAUCCCUUAGCCCAGCUCCCUCUCCUGGAAUUUUUCUGACCCAGUGCAGUUCUCCUCCAACAACUUGGCUUGGCUUUAAUUUCACCUUAAUUAAAAAAUCUGCUCAACUUUUGGGUUUAUUUGGAGUCUGUGGCAUGUUGGAUGGAGUUGGAUGGAGAAUUCCUCAAUAAUUGACUUCAUGCUGGUAUUUUUGUCUUGUCCCUGCUUGCUCCAUCCAUAAUUCCCAUUAUUUUACAGUGAAACACUAAGGAAAACGUGGAGGGAAUUUUGGGAUCCUGGACUCUGGGUCCCCUCACCCUCCAUCUCCAAUAAUAAUAACAAUAACAAUAAUAAUAAAUCUCUCCACAUCAAAAUUCUGUGAGAAAUCUCAUUCCUCACUCAGUAAUUCGUGUGUGGCUGGGGUUUUUUUCCCUGUUUUUUUGAUUCCUGGCCAAUUUAUGGCAAAUAUCAACCAAAUCAUUCUCCAGCAAAUUAAUCACCCUCGUCAAGCGUGGUGUCCUCGUUUUCCCUCAGUGAGCACAGAGCAACACAAGAGUUGGUUUUGCUUUUUAAUUACUUCUUUUUCUCUGCUUGGCCUCUUUAGUUUUGGCCUCAUCAGGGAGGGUGGAAGGUGGAGAUUUGUGGUAGGAAAUGGAAUCUUGUCAUGGAGGAUGGGAUUUUGUGGUGGAAGAAGGAAUUUUGUCAUGGAAAAUGGAAUUUUGCUGUGGAAGGUGGAACUUUGUCAUGGGAAGUGAAAUUUUGUGGUGGAAGAUGGAAUUUCAUUGUGGGAGAUGGAAAUCUGUCAUGAAAAAUGGAACUUUGUCGUGGGAUAUGGAAUUUUGUGGUGGAAGAUGGAAUUUCAUUGUGGAAAAUGGAGUUUUGUUGUGGGAGAUGGAGUUUUGUCCUGGAUAAUUGAAUCUUGCCGUGGAAGAUGGAAUUUCAUCCUGGAGAAUGGAAAUCUCUCAUGACAAAUGGAGUUUUGAGGUUGAAGAUGGAAAUUUGUGAUGGAAGAUGGAAUUUCAUUGUGGAACGUGGAAGUUUGUCAUGAAAAGUGGAAUUUUGCCGUGGAAGAUGGAACUUUGUCCUGGGGCACUGAAUUUUGUGGUGGAAGAUGGAAUUUGGCUGUGGAGGAUGGAAUUUUGCCAUGAAAAAUGGAAUUUUGAUGUGGAGGAUGGAAUUUUGUGGUGGGAAAUUGAAUUUUUUUGUGGAAAAUGAAAUUUCAUAGUGGAAAUGGAGUUUUAUAGCAAGAGAUGGAAUUUUGUCAUGGAAAGUGGAAUUUUGUCAUGAAAAAUGGAGUUUUGUCAUGGAAGAUGGAAUUCUGCAGUGGGACAAUGGAGUUCUACAGUGGGACCAUGGAGUUCUACGGUGGGACCAUGGAGUUCUGCAGUGGGACAAUGGAGUUCUGCCGUGGGACAAUGGAGUUCUG
This is a messenger RNA of Serinus canaria (Common canary), 7176 nucleotides long. RefSeq lists its product as uncharacterized. NCBI's taxonomy places the organism in Eukaryota, Metazoa, Chordata, Aves, Passeriformes, Fringillidae. The transcript is spliced from 4 exons. Bases 2475 to 3431 code for a protein of 318 amino acids. The record is from RefSeq and is a predicted model, not a curated record.